Suillus subaureus is the source of this 2142-nucleotide messenger RNA. RefSeq lists its product as uncharacterized. Gene Ontology annotation, biological process: regulation of apoptotic process. The record is from RefSeq and is a predicted model, not a curated record. The transcript has 17 exons. NCBI's taxonomy places the organism in Eukaryota, Fungi, Basidiomycota, Agaricomycetes, Boletales, Suillaceae. The coding region runs from base 1 to 2142 and encodes 713 amino acids.
AUGAGAAAUUCAAAAGUUGUGGACUUGCUGCCCAUCAAAAAGCCUGCAGGAGUGACACUAUAUGGAUGCAGGAAGAUCUUGAGAGACAGAAUGCUUGAGCAGCAGGAUGAUAUCAGGACAGAGUAUCAUCAAUGUAGUGGCAUCCCUAUAAAGACUGAUCACUUUGCUGAUUUUCACUGCCACACUGCUGCUCCCUCACUCAUACCCAAAAAUACCACUCCCUGGGAACCAUUUUCCUUGCAUAUUGACUUCAACUUUGCUGAACUAAUUCUGAAAGCCAACCUCACAAAACUGCAGAUGAAUGAACUCAUCAGUCUCAUCUGUCAUGCUGUGCUUGAAAGAUUCUCAGUCAUCAACUAUGAUGGCAUCUGUAAGCUGUGGGAUGCUGCAUCUUCAUGCCAUGCAAAAUUCAAAAAGGAAGUGAUUUCUGUCCCGCAUAAGGACCAGGAGCAAAAUUUUGAUAUCUGGUAUAGGUCACUCUGGGAUUGGGCAUGUGACUUACAAUACUUUGUAUGGUUCUUUGAUGAGCCAUGGACAGCUAAUGCCUUUUGGAAUAGUCAAUCAUCCUUGCCGAAGGAUGAAGGAAAGCCCUUUGCUUUCAUUAUAUAUGCUGAUAAGGCAAAGCUCUUCUUGUUUGGUUUUGGUGGCAGUCACCUUGUAGGCUGGCUUCCAAUUGUCAAAGAAGACAAACAGUAUUCUGGGACUCAGUCCUUUGUCAAUUUCAAGAACGUUGUCUGGCAUGAAUUGUUCAAGCAUCUUCUCAAAUCAAUUGUGCUGCUCUCAAAAACUGGUUGUUGGGUCACAUGUUGGGAUAACAUCAAGUGUCUCCUUUACCCGCUUAUUCUCAUUUUAUUAGCUGACUAUGAGAAGCAAUGUGUUAUGGCAUUGAUACAUGGAACCAAGUGCAAAUGCCCUUGUCCUGUUUGUCUCAUUCCUAGAGAAGAGCUUGGGAAUGUACUGACAUUGUAUCCACUGCAAACAAGUGUGCCUAUGCAAGCAACAAUCAUGGAGGCUCGAAGUUUCAAUGUUGCUCACAUGGAUGUCCAUUCUGCAGUCUCAUUUGACCACUUACAUUUUCAGGAAUGCAUCAAAUCAGUUGGUCAGCAGAUACAGUCUAAAAUCAAUGUACACUUUGACUCAAUGCCUCGUUGGUGCAACAUCAAUCAUUUUAACCAUGUUAUGGACAUAUCAUUUUCUGACAGCUCCAAGUAUGAAGAUAUCUCUAAGCUUAUUGUAUUUGCUGCACAUGAUGUCAUUGACCAAGGCACUCAUGCACUCCCUUAUCUGCUCCUUCAAUGCAUCCAUGAAUAUGUGAACAUCAACAUGUAUGCUGCUCUUGAAGUGCACACAUUGGAAACCAUUGCUAUGGGCCGUCUGGCCAUAAUGGAGUUCACACAACUAUUGGAUCAUGCAUAUGCCCACCUGUUUGAUGAUAUCAAAGUGAAGGGUGCUACACAGAAUACUAAUACCAAGCCAAAUGAGAAGUGUCAUGGCCCAAUCAGAUGGAUUUAUCUUUGGUGGAUGAACUUCAAAAAUAUUGCUGAACAGGUACUUUGCCUCGACCAUUGCUUCCUCAUUGCACAUUCAAUUUGUUUGGAUAUUGAGGACUAUGAUGACCUCAUUGCAUCUCAAAAGGACCCUUCAUACUCGAGCAGUGCAGACAAUGAUGAACACCUUGACAAUGACUUGGACACUACAUUUCAUGUUAAGUUGGGUGCAGUGCAAAACAAGCAAACAUUUUUCAUGCCUGAUGAAACUGUAACUGAGCAUCACUUUGUAAAGGUCAACUAUGAGUCCAUUAUGGACUGGUGCACCACUACAGACUCUGGAGUGAUAUUUGGGCAUUUACUGAUGCUUUUCACUUGUGUCAUGGAUGGCCAAACUCAUCCAGUUGCUCUUGUUCACCCAUAUGAUGCUCCAGUUGGACAACACUCUCUCAAAGAUAAACACUUUCAGUUCUGGCAUGUUCAUCAAAGACCAAGGAUCUCAUCUGAAUUUUUUUCAGUUCACUCAAUCAUCUGUGGUGCAGCACUGGUGGAAGAUCAUAGCAUCCAGGGCGAUUACCUGGUUAUUAACACAAUUGAUACUGACAUGUUCUUGUGCAUGAAGUUGAUGCACAAGUCUGCCGGUCAUGUGGAAUGA